This is a messenger RNA of Drosophila hydei, 969 nucleotides long. Its product is annotated as elongation of very long chain fatty acids protein F-like. The transcript has 2 exons. The coding region runs from base 84 to 860 and encodes 258 amino acids. The record is from RefSeq and is a predicted model, not a curated record. NCBI's taxonomy places the organism in Eukaryota, Metazoa, Arthropoda, Insecta, Diptera, Drosophilidae. Gene Ontology annotation, biological process: very long-chain fatty acid biosynthetic process; fatty acid elongation, saturated fatty acid; fatty acid elongation, polyunsaturated fatty acid. Gene Ontology annotation, molecular function: fatty acid elongase activity. Gene Ontology annotation, cellular component: endoplasmic reticulum membrane.
AUGAAUAGAAGCAGUCGCCAAAUAACACUUACGGCGAGCAUACGCAAAGCAGAAAGUAGACGAAGGCCCAAAUAGGUAUCGAGAUGUUUGAUGUAUUCGAUAAGCCACCUGCGGAUCCCUUGGAGUUACCCCUGGCCAUAGGGCCAUGGCCCGCAAUAAUCAUAGUGUCGGCUUAUCUGCUCUUCGUGUUCAAAGUGGGGCGCAAGUUCAUGGAGAAUCGAAAGCCCUACGAUCUGCAAAAAGUCCUUAAAAUUUACAAUCUUGUACAGAUCGUGUACAAUGGCCUGUUGUUUAUAUUUACGGUCCGCACGAUAUUAGUAGAAAGCCCGUAUAACCUGCGCUGUAUUACGGUGCUGCCGCUGGAUCAUCCGGCUAAGCCCAUUGAGCAGGCUCUGUGCUAUGCGUACUACCUGAACAAGAUACUCGAUCUGAUGGACACUGUGUUCAUGGUGCUGCGCAAGAACUACAAGCAGAUUACAGUGCUGCAUUGGCUUCACCACUCGAUCAUGGUGCUGGCCGUAUAUGGCGGAAUCCGAUUCAGUGGCCAUGGUGGGCAUUUUGUUGUGAUGGGCUGCUGUAAUGUCUUCGUGCAUGCCGUGAUGUACACCUACUACUACAUAUCAUCCCAGAGCCAGGCGGUCAAGCAAAGUCGCGCCUGGAAGCAGUACAUCACCAUUCUUCAAAUGAUUCAGUUUUUCCUGGUGAUGUGGCAUAGCGUUCUCACCUUAAUGCAGCCCAACUGUGAUGUGCCACGCCUGGCCAUAGCUGUCACGCUAGCCAUGGCCAUACUUAUGGUAGUCAUGUUCACCAAUUUUUACAUACACACCUACAUAUUGCCAAGGAAGGUGAAGCAGAAAUAAUUCCCAGUUUCCUGUUUCUAUACUGACCCAUUCGAAAUAUGAUUUCAAAUAUGUGAUCAAUUUAUUUUAAUUUUUAGUCCAUUAAGCAUAGAGUUAGACUUACCUCAUU